Cordyceps fumosorosea ARSEF 2679 is the source of this 552-nucleotide messenger RNA. RefSeq lists its product as hypothetical. Bases 1 to 552 code for a protein of 183 amino acids. NCBI's taxonomy places the organism in Eukaryota, Fungi, Ascomycota, Sordariomycetes, Hypocreales, Cordycipitaceae. The record is from RefSeq and is a predicted model, not a curated record. The transcript has a single exon.
AUGUCCGGCGCCCCGGGUUCCGGCAAGAGCACCCUCGCCCGGCUCCUCCGCCCCCUCGUCGGCGGCGCCGUCGUCGACCACGACAUCCUGCGGUCCGCCUUCCUCACAGCGGGCCUCGACUUCCAGGCCGCCGCGCGGAGCGCGUACCGGCUGCAGUGGGCGCUCGCCGAGGACCUCGUCGCGCGGCAGGGGCUGAGCGUCAUCGUGGACAGCACGUGCAACUACCCGGAGACGCUGGCGGAGGGCGGCGCGCUGGCGGAGAGGCACGGCUGCGACUACUGGUACGUCGAGUGCCGCGUGCGCGACGUGGACCUGCUGGACGGGCGGCUGCGCGCGCGCCCGGCGCCGAUGCCAAGCCAACGCGGCGGCGUCGAUGACUAUCCGGCCGGGGCUGUGGAGGGCGGCGUGGCAGAUGAGGAUCCCAAGGAGCGGUUUGUGACGCAGAUGGGGAAUCCGUGCCGGCCGGCGACGGAGGAGAAUGUAAUCAUCGUGGAUGGCACGGAGAGGCCGGAGAAGCUGCGUGAGGAUAUCCUGAAACGGAUCCUUGGGUAG